CCCGGGCCACAGAGCGGCGGGGCGGGACGGAACGGAGCGGCGUCAUGGCGGAGGCCGCCAUCCUGCGGGUGCGGCACUGCGGCGCCGCCAUCUUCUGCCGCCGGGCGCCGCCGCGCUGCCCCGCCUGCGGCUGCCCUCUGCGCGGCGCCGGGCUGCCCGCCGCCCCCGUCCGCGUCCCCAGCCCCUUCCGCCGGGGACACCGUCAGCCCUGCGCCUUCCUCCUCCGGCCCUCCGCCGGCACCUUCCUCGGAGGAUACGACGGGAAAUCCGACCUUCACGUUGGAAUAACCAAUACGAAUGGUGUGGUGUAUAAUUACAAUGAAGAGGGCAUUCACAGAUCUGAAAGUGGAUGGGAACAGUGCCUUAGUAUCCCACUAGUACAGCCAGACAUGUUUGGGCUGCUUCAGCAGUGGGAUAAGCUCCUAGAGGACUUUUCUGUGGGAGAGGCCUGGCUUCCUCACAGGUAUGAAGAACAUGACCACAACUGCUACACAUACGCACUGGCGUUCAUUAACAGUGUACUGACCGCACAAGGAAAACGGCAAAUGAGUAAAAGUGAAUUUACAGAGAAGUUUGUGAUCCCACAGACAAAGAAGGCUUCCAAAUACAUCACUCUGCAUCAGGAGCUAACAGCUAAUGAUUUCUACAUUGUACCCCUGUCCGAUCAAGAAAAACAGUGCUGAAAAUGACAAGUUGCUGUAUUAAAACGUCUACAAAAUGCAAGAGGAGAAGGAAGGCUUAAGACUUCAAAUCUCAGGGUUUAAGAUGCACGAUCUACUUCGGGUCUUGAAAAACACAAUUCAUGCUAUAUGUUAACCUGCACAUCAUGGAAGGAUUGGGAAAUGGAAGUUGUGCAUUGGAGUGAAAUAGCAAACAUACACUACAUUUCUAUGUAAAAUUUCUGUGGGAACAGUUCACAUGGAAAAAUGUUUUCCUGUUUGCAUUCACUAUAUGCUCUGUUCUGCCGAGACACUUAAUACCAGAAAUUGUAAAUGCUGUGUAAUUAACCCUUUUUUAACAAAUGAACUGGGGUAACUUAAGAUGUAGCAAACCAAAAUGUUUUUUUUCCUGUCACAUUUGUUUACGCUUGGGUGAAAAAAGGGGAAUUUGUGCUUCCAUGAUGCUGAAGUUCAAAGUCCAUGACAAUGCGGAUUCACUACAUGCAAAAUUAUUUUCCUUUAUUUUAAUUACUAAUAAAUAUAAAAACAAAUAAAUCCA
Molecule: messenger RNA, 1218 nt
Organism: Tyto alba (common barn owl)
Lineage: Eukaryota; Metazoa; Chordata; Aves; Strigiformes; Tytonidae
Gene: MKRN2OS
Product: MKRN2 opposite strand
Exons: 4
Coding region: 45-683 (212 amino acids)
Source: RefSeq, a predicted model, not a curated record